AUGACCAUGUAUCUGGAAGGGGUCAGACAGGCCUCAGCAUUUAUUACAUGGGUGAAAAGAACAGGACCCAGUACUGUUUUAAUCAGCUCUACUGAUCAGGCUGAAGCCAUCAUACAUGCUGAUGAUUUGGCAGUGAUUGGCUUUUUUAAAGAACAUCACAAUGACAGCGUGGAGGUUUUCUGUGAGACAGCAAGAGAUGUGCCAGAGAGGCUUUUCAGGAUAACAGCCAGCGAGGACGUCUAUGCUAACUAUGGCAUCCAGAAGAACAUCUGUGUUGUGUUUAGGAAGGGAAAAACUGUGCAUAAUGAAGUGCUUGAAGAUGGGAGACAGAACAAACUGGAUCUAACGAGGAUACUAAAAAACUUUACCUUGGAUUUGGUCACUGAAGAUGAUCCUGAGACAUCUGUGAAGAUUUUUGAUGUCCCUGUUGAAAAACACAUCCUGCUGUUCACCCCAACGAACUCAGAGACUUUCAAUGGGCUUCAUGAAAACUACAAGUCUGCUGCUGCAGAAUUGAAAGGUUCCCGUGUUUCUGUUUCUGCUCAGCUACACCUCCCUAGUGAAGAAAUUCUAGAGGUCUGGAACAAGAUGCUUGUCAAAGUGCUUGUUGGGAAGAAUUUCAACAGGAUUGUCUUUAAUAAGACCAUGACUGUGUUUGCUAUGUUUUGUAUGACUAUAGCCUCUCAAACGCUGGAUCCUUCAGAAGGAAUCAAAGAGGAUCUCAGCUAAAAAGAAACUGUAAUAACAGAGAAAGAACUUCAAUAG
Columba livia (rock pigeon) is the source of this 765-nucleotide messenger RNA. It is a transcript of the gene PDILT, whose product is annotated as protein disulfide isomerase like, testis expressed. The transcript has 8 exons. Gene Ontology annotation, cellular component: endoplasmic reticulum. Gene Ontology annotation, biological process: protein folding. Lineage: Eukaryota; Metazoa; Chordata; Aves; Columbiformes; Columbidae. The record is from RefSeq and is a predicted model, not a curated record.